Molecule: messenger RNA, 1683 nt
Organism: Panicum virgatum (switchgrass)
Lineage: Eukaryota; Viridiplantae; Streptophyta; Magnoliopsida; Poales; Poaceae
Source: RefSeq, a predicted model, not a curated record
AUGAGGAGAUCGGUGUUCCCGCUCGAGGUCGCGCUCCUGCUGGCCGCGGCGGCCACGCUCCCCGCGCCGCCGCGUGCCGAGUGGGCGCCCGUCCCGGACGUGAACGACCUGGUAAUCAGGCAGGUGGGGCAGUUCGCCGUGCUCGUGUACGGCCUGGCGCACCGCAAGGACCUGGCGUUCCUAGGCGUGGUGUGCGCCCAGACGCAGGAGGCCGUCGGCGGCGGCACCAACUAUCGCCUCGUCGUGGCGGCGGCCAAGCCUGGCGACGGCGGGAGAGCCGCCGAGUACGACUGCCUGAUCUCGCGCGGGCGGGGGCAGAAGCUGCGGUGGCACGGCGGGCGGCUGCGAGAGAGGCGUGCGCCUGGAGGGAGCAGCAGCGACCGGAGUUGCAGAGCUGAGUCCCUCCCUUCGCUCUCCUACUCGCCUCCCCCUUCCCUUCAACCUCUUCGCCUUCCUCCGUCACCCCUCUCCAACAGCGCUCCUCCCGCUCCCCGCCGUCGUCUCUUGCUCCCGCGGGAUCCAGAUCCGGUGCGGAGCGCGGCUCGGAGGGGGAGGAGGCGAGAUCUGCGAUGGCCUGGCAGUCCGGGAGCUGUGCGGCGCCGCCGCACGACCCCUCGCCGCGACCACCUCUACAACCCCGACGACCGUGCGCCUCUCCGGGCGAUGCUUGCGCUCAAGCGCCACCCGCGCGUCGAAGCCAACGUCAGCCGCAUCGAGGAGGUCGAGGAGCCGCUUGACCCCGCCCUCGCCCUCGCCUGCGCCAACGAUCCCGCGGGACUCAGCGGGGUUGACUCCCCGAUUGUCCGCCUUGUCACCGGCGAGGACGGCGUCGGAGAGGUCGCCACGCCCUUCAUCUGCAUCGGCGGGUUCCAGCAGACGCGCGCCGUCUACGAGCUCGAGGAUGGCGGCCUCGUGCUGGAGUUUGAUGAGACGCGGUUCGACUUCGGGACCAGCUACAAGCUCGAGUGCGAGGCCUAGCCUGACCGGGGCAAGGAGGUGCUGGAGCGCCUUCUCACGGUGGCCGCCGUGCUGUUGUUCGCUAGGGGCGUGCGGAAGAUGGAGAGGGCACUGCCGGCUGCGACGCUGCGGGAGAAGCUACCCAGUGUCUCUGAAGCGAAGCUUCCAGAGUAUCCACAAAAGACUGAAGUAUUGCAUGUACAUUUGCAGGGAGGGUCGUGAACACGAGCAGCAGGAUUUAAACCUUUUCAGAAAGCUUUGAAUGUUCUCAAACAACUGGUUACACCAAGUGGUAGAGGCACUACUGUGGAUGAGACCACACCACAUGAGCGAGUAGAAAUGACUUUGUGCCCACUAGAAGCAAGCCCAUGCCAGUCAAUGCUUCCUCUACACCUAUGGAGUUAACAGCAGCAAGAUAGGACAGUAACGAUGCUCUUACGCCUAAGGUUGCUAAUCCUAAAAUCAACAUGGAUACUCCUGAUGGUUCUGCAAUAAAGACACAUAAGAGCACUACAUAGAAGAGUUCAUCGGGUGUUUGAUGAUUGAGAUGCCCAACAAGACUCCUGAUGCAUAGAACAUGUUAUUUAUAACUGAUGAUGUUUUUUGUUAACAUAUGUUAUGAUUUCGUGAUACAUUUUUUUUAGAUAUGUAUCUGCGCAUAAAAUAGAUAGAACAAGCGAUUGUUGCCUUCCAUUGAUUUACGUAAAUUCAGCUGUCUAAUACUUA